Molecule: messenger RNA, 1362 nt
Organism: Lactuca virosa
Lineage: Eukaryota; Viridiplantae; Streptophyta; Magnoliopsida; Asterales; Asteraceae
Source: the annotation of a GenBank genome assembly
CAUUGAAGUUGUACCUGAAAGUACAAGUAAGAUAAGCACAGUUGGGUGGUGGAGAACUUCGGUGAUUCCGCCGGAGUUCUUUUACUGCCAUGCUCAUCCAUCUGUCGUCGCCUACACUGUCAUCAUCUGUUCGGAUUCUCACUUUCACUCCUUCACUUCGUUACAGUUUCAUAAAUCAGCCGUUACAGACUUACAGAACUGCAAUUCCAUCCACCCCCACCAGAGUUGUUCAAAUGGGUCACGAAAAAUCACAACUGGUUUCGCAGAAAUCGCACGCUAUUUCUAAUUUCAGAUUGUGCAAUGUUUCUGGUAGGAAGACUGAAUUGGUGGAGAUUCAUGCCACAAAUCCCAGAUUUCAUGUUCUAUUUAUUCCUGGAAAUCCAGGUGUUGUUUCAUUUUACACUGAUUUUUUGGAGUCACUUUAUGAGCAAAUGGGAGAAACUGCUUCCAUAACAGGAAUUGGGUAUAUAUCACACUCAGAAAAGGAUUGGGAGGAUGGAAGGUUGUUUGGGCUAAAGGAACAAAUUGAUCAUAAGAUAAAUUUCAUCCAACAAGAACUACAAACUAUUGAAGUCCCUCUUAUACUGGUUGGGCACUCUAUAGGGUCGUUUAUGUCAUUGGAUAUAUAUAAAAGAAUUCCCGAAAAGGUUGCAUAUAUUUUUGCCCUUUAUCCAUUUUUAGCAGUGGACACAAAGUCACAACAACAGUCAAUUAUAAAGAAAAUUUCAAGGUCCCAACUUACAUCUAAUGUGAUAAGUGCUAUUGUGGCAUUAUUCGGGUUUCUACCAAUUUGGGCAUCAAGAUUUAUUGCAAAAAUCUCAUUGGGAAAAUCAUGGUCAACAACUGCUCUUGAUGCUCUUUGUACACGUGUUCUUAAGUAUCAUACGAUGCGAAAUGUACUUUAUUUGACCAUGACCGAAUUCGAAGAGCUUAUAAAGGCACCCGAUUGGGAAUUCAUGAGAGAAAAAAGAAAUCGGAUUGCAUUCUUGUAUGGUGAUGAUGAUCAUUGGGCUCCAUUGCACAUGCAUGAUGAGGUCGUGAAGCAGGUCCCGAAUGCGAUUAUAGAAGUAGAAAAAGAAGAAAACCCUAAUUUGAACAGGAACCAUGGAAUUCCCAUUUCCAUCAUUAACAAGUUGUACGCUAUGCAUAAGAAGUUGUACGUCUUCGAGAUUCAAGAAUAGGUGUAAAGUUUGCAUCUUUAUUUGAAAACAUUUGUGGGUAUGAAGUAUGUAUUAAUUUGGAUUCAGAAUUUGGUAGAAAUAUAUAUGAUGAUGACUAUUGAAUGACCAUGCUAACAAGUUGUAUCAUAUGCAUAAGAAGUUGUACAUCUUCAAGAUUCAAGAAAAGGUCCAAAGUUUGCAU